Molecule: messenger RNA, 2243 nt
Organism: Neofelis nebulosa (Clouded leopard)
Lineage: Eukaryota; Metazoa; Chordata; Mammalia; Carnivora; Felidae
Gene: ADAT2
Product: adenosine deaminase tRNA specific 2
Exons: 6
Coding region: 72-650 (192 amino acids)
Biological process (GO): tRNA wobble adenosine to inosine editing
Cellular component (GO): cytoplasm; nucleus
Molecular function (GO): tRNA-specific adenosine-34 deaminase activity; zinc ion binding
Source: RefSeq, a predicted model, not a curated record
GCGUUCCGUUGCCGGCGCUCCGCUGCUGUUGCUUCAGCCUCGGGCGCUGAGCACCACGGCCCGGGUGCAGGAUGGAGGCAAAGGCGGCCUCCACGCCGGCUACUGGCGGCGCCGGGUGCUCGGUGACGGCGGAGGAAACCGAAAAGUGGAUGGAGGAAGCGAUGCAAAUGGCCAAAGAAGCCCUAGAAAAUACUGAAGUUCCCGUUGGCUGUCUCAUGGUCUACAACAAUGAAGUUGUGGGGAAGGGACGAAAUGAAGUUAAUCAAACCAAAAACGCUACUCGACAUGCAGAAAUGGUGGCCAUCGAUCAGGCCCUGGACUGGUGCCACCAAAGUGGCAAGAGUCCUUCUGAAGUAUUUGAACACACCGUGCUGUAUGUCACUGUGGAGCCGUGUAUUAUGUGUGCAGCUGCUCUCCGCCUGAUGAAAAUUCCGCUGGUGGUAUAUGGCUGUCAGAACGAACGAUUUGGUGGUUGUGGCUCCGUUCUAAAUAUUGCCUCUGCUGAUUUACCAAAUACUGGGAGACCAUUUCAGUGCAUUCCUGGAUAUCGGGCCGAGGAAGCAGUGGAAAUGUUGAAGGCCUUCUACAAACAGGAAAAUCCAAAUGCACCAAAAUCAAAAGUUCGGAAAAAGGAAUGUCAGAAACCUUGAACUUGUUCUGAGGGAAGGCUGAUGCCCCUUGACGACAUUCUUGGACUGAAAGUUGUUGACAUCAUUGAAUCAUACGUUCAUAUGUGCCCUCAACCCCUGGGAAAAUUAUCUCCUAUUAUUUGCUGUGUUCAGGGAACAAAUUAGCACUUUUUAAAAGUCUGACAGUUGUAGACAAUGGUUAGCUUUUCCAUAAGCUUAAAGAACAUUGUAAGAAGGGGAUAAAAAUAAAGAUUGAAAUUUUAGAAAUUAGUAAGCAGUGCAUGCUCUUCCUGCCAAAAUCAUUGUGCCUGGGCCAGGAAAGUCCUGAGUUUCAGUGAAUGUGUAUCCAGACCCAGUUACCUGGCAUGUGUCCGGACUGGAGUGUGCCACACUGUGGACACCUGCUUUCGGCCUGGCUUUUCAGAAUCGGGUCCUUCAUUCUUUGCAGCCACUGUGUCCUCCCAGGGUGUUGAGGGCCCGUGACUCUCUACACUUGAUCUUAGCCAAAAGGCCAAGAAGCGAUAAGGCCCAUGACUUUCUUGGAAUUUGUCUAUGAGUUGUAUACAUAUAGAUUAUGAUUGUGUGUGCCUCAGAACUGAUUUCUUUUUGCUUUUAUAAAGCAGUUCGAGAUAAUGCAUAGUUUUAAAAACAAGUACAUGUCAUUUUUAAAUUAUAGCAUAUUGCUAUAAUAAAACCUUACUUACGCCUUCUUUGAAGAUGAAGAUGAAUAUUUUCUUAAAAGAUAAAAGCAGAAAUGAGACAAUUCCUUCUUUAUUAGCAAGCAGCUACACUAUGCCAAGCUCCAUUUGUUCAUCAAAUCAGUGAGCAAAACGAUGAAUCCUGCCCUCAUGGAGCUGAUAUUCUAGCAGGGGGAGACAGAUAAUACUCCUGAUAGAUUAUAUAGUACGUUAGAGGGUCUUAAGGGUCAUGGCAACAAGAAGAGAACAGGGGAUGGGUGUGCCAUUUGGUGUUGGGACUGCUGGUUGCAUGAUUAAAUAGAAUGGCUUUAUUUACUCUGAAAUCGAAUUGUUAUUUCUUUUUAUAAAAGUCCAGACUUAGAAUUUAAAACCUAAAAUUGAAAAAUGGGCACACAACCCUGGGAAGGGUCUCCCCAGCCGGAAGUCCCAGACACUCAAUACUUUCUGACCGCACUAAGGGUUGGCACCCAUGGAAAAACAGCUCUGUAGAACCACACUGGGGUGCUCUGCGUCUGCCCAGAAGGGGGCCUCACCGUUCCACCAGAAGCCCAGCUCCAGGCUCCUGUUGCAUUUCUUCAGUGGAUUCAUUUCCUUGAUGCAAAGCAUCUGUAUUUGUUGGUUCUGCCAUUUGAGCGAUGUCUGACUUGUUUGUUUUGAAUUACAUUACAGGCUGGAAUGUAAUUGUGGUGAAAGUAUUUUUAUAUUGCUGAGAGUAGCAGCUAAUCACAGUUACAUGCUUCAGAAGAUUUAUAAUUGUUUGGUUUUGUACGUGUGUGUUUUUAACUGCAUUUGAGAAAUUUGAUGGAGAAGACCAUGCAUGAUUUUUAAAUUUAUAAUAAUGUUACGUGUAACUUCUCUUCAAUUUCACCUACUUUAAAAAUUAUCUUCUCAUUAAACUUUAGUGCUUUGACUAGUU